GUAAUUAAUUUCUGCCAUGUCGACCCUGAACUUCCCCACUCUUCACUCUUCAGCACUUUGAACGAAAUUGGUACGCCAUCGUCAGCCCUCUAUAUUUCUUGUCGCGGAGACCAUUGACAGGAACGACUGAGACAGACGGUGCUUUCUUCGAUUGCUUUUCGGGCAAAAAGAGACAAAAUUUCGAGAGAGAGUUAAAGGCGCAACUUUGUCCUGAUUCUUCAAUGGACAUUCGGGAAAGUCGAGGUCUGUUUUGUUGUUAAAUGAAUUAGAGAGAAGCAAAGAUGCGCCGAGAGAUCUCGGUUUUGUUCCAACCCCGAUAUCUUUUUCUCUUGGUUUCCCUCUUAAUUUUCCUUUUUCUCGCGAUCUCCGGCUCCAAAAAGGCUGAAGACAAGAAUGUUGAGGAGACAUAUGAAAUUACUCACAGGGUGUACCUGGAUGUGGAUAUUGAGGAUCAACGGCAAGGCAGAAUUGUAAUUGGAUUAUAUGGUGAAGUUGUACCAAAGACUGUUGAAAAUUUCAGGGCUUUAUGCACAGGGGAAAAAAGCAAGGGUUCUAGUGGAAAGCCUCUCCAUUAUAAGGGGACACCAUUCCAUCGCAUAGUACCCGGAUUCAUGAUUCAAGGUGGAGAUAUAGUUUCUAGUGAUGGGAAGGGAUAUGACUCAAUAUAUGGUGGCACCUUUCCUGAUGAGAACUUUAAGAUAAAACAUUCGCAUGCAGGUGUUAUUUCCAUGGUUAAUUCAGGGCCAGAUUCCAAUGGCUCUCAGUUUUUUAUUACUACUGUCAAGGCCAGCUGGUUGGAUGGAGAGCAUGUGGUUUUUGGCAAGGUAAUUCAAGGCAUGGAUACCGUGUUUGCCAUUGAAGGAGGAGCUGGAACCUACAGUGGGAAACCCAGGAAGAAAGUUGUAAUAGCUGAUUCUGGAGAGAUACCAAAGAGCAAGUGGGAUGAGGAAGUCUUGAGCUCUUCUGCUGGUUUAUCUCCUGCAAAUCCACUGUCAACCCAUGCAGAGUAACCUCCUCCCAUGUUACUCACAUGCUCAUAGCCCUGCCUCCAA
Messenger RNA from Carica papaya (papaya), 1052 nucleotides. RefSeq names its product Cyclophilin-like peptidyl-prolyl cis-trans isomerase family protein. Gene Ontology annotation, biological process: protein folding; protein peptidyl-prolyl isomerization. Gene Ontology annotation, molecular function: peptidyl-prolyl cis-trans isomerase activity; cyclosporin A binding. NCBI's taxonomy places the organism in Eukaryota, Viridiplantae, Streptophyta, Magnoliopsida, Brassicales, Caricaceae. Gene Ontology annotation, cellular component: intracellular membrane-bounded organelle; cytoplasm. The record is from RefSeq and is a predicted model, not a curated record.